Messenger RNA from Hypomesus transpacificus, 774 nucleotides. RefSeq names its product keratin-associated protein 10-7-like. NCBI's taxonomy places the organism in Eukaryota, Metazoa, Chordata, Actinopteri, Osmeriformes, Osmeridae. Bases 1 to 774 code for a protein of 257 amino acids. The record is from RefSeq and is a predicted model, not a curated record. The transcript is spliced from 2 exons.
AUGAUCUGCUGUGUGGUGAUCCACUGUGUGGUGAUCUACUGUGUGGGGAUCUGCUGUGUGGUUAUCUACUGUGUGGUGAUCUACUGUGUGGUUAUCUACUGUGUGGUGAUCUACUGUGUGGUGAUCUACUGUGUGGUGAUCCACUGUGUGGGGAUCUACUGUGUGAUGAUCUUCUGUGAGGGGAUCUACUGUGUGGUGAUUUACUCUGUGGUUAUCUACUGUGUGGUUAUCUACUGUGUGGGGAUCUACUGUGUGGUGAUCUACUGUGUGGUGAUCCACUGUGUGGGGAUCUACUGUGUGAUGAUCUACUGUGAGGGGAUCUACUGUGUGGUGAUUUACUCUGUGGUUAUCUACUGUGUGGUUAUCUACUGUGUGGGGAUCUACUGUGUGGUGAUCUACUGUGUGGUGAUCUACUGUGUGGUGAUCAACUGUGUGGUGAUCUACUGUGUGAUGAUAUACUGUGUGGUGAUCUACUGUGUGAUGAUCUACUGUGUGGGGAUCUACUGUGUGGGGAUCUACUGUGUGGUGAUUUACUGUGUGGUGAUCUGCUGUGUGGUGAUCUACUGUGUGGUGAUCUGCUGUGUGGUGAUCUACUGUGUGGUGAUCUGCUGUGUGGUGAUCUGCUCUCUGCCUCGGAGCCCCAGCUCUCUGGUGGGGCUGGAUCGGGGACACAGCCCACUCGGAGCAGGCUCUCUGCCCUGCUUGUUGUCCGUGGCAGUGAUGGAUGCUCCGCAGAACUGGACCCCUGGAGUCCCUCUGGGAACCACCUCAUAG